Molecule: messenger RNA, 785 nt
Organism: Leptinotarsa decemlineata (Colorado potato beetle)
Lineage: Eukaryota; Metazoa; Arthropoda; Insecta; Coleoptera; Chrysomelidae
Product: dynein axonemal heavy chain 1
Biological process (GO): microtubule-based movement
Cellular component (GO): dynein complex
Molecular function (GO): dynein light intermediate chain binding; ATP binding; dynein intermediate chain binding
Source: RefSeq, a predicted model, not a curated record
UGAAUCCUAUAUAAAUCCUAGACUAUUUCAGAUAUCCUGUUCAGUACGAAGAAUCCUUGAAUACCGUCAUCAUUCAAGAGGCUAUAAGAUACAAUAAACUUCUGCUUGUUAUAAAGACGACGCUAAAUGAACUUUUGAAGGCGUUGAAAGGUCUGGUGGUGAUGUCUGAGGCUUUGGAAAAAAUGACCCUUAGUCUAUUCAGCAAUAUGGUACCUGCGUUAUGGGCCAGCAAAGCUUACCCGUCCCUCAAACCUCUAGGUGCAUGGGUAACAGACCUUAGGGCACGAGUACAAUUUUUGAAUAAAUGGGUCGAUGAAGGCAUUCCUCCAGUAUUUUGGAUAUCUGGAUUCUAUUUUCCUCAAGCUUUUCUAACAGGGACCCUUCAAAAUUAUGCCAGAAAAUAUUUAGUUUCGAUUGAUACCAUAAAUUUCGCUUUUGAAGUGAUGAAUGUUCCUGUGACAAAAAGACCUUCAGAUGGAUGUUGUAUUUGGGGUUUGUUUUUGGAAGGAGCACGUUGGAACCAUAUCAAAAUGGUACUGGAUGAAUCGAACCCAAAAGAACUAUAUACCGAAAUGCCUGUCGUUUGGUUGAAGCCAGAGGAACAUCAUCAACAACCAGAAGACACAUACUUGUGUCCUGUAUACAAAACACUUACAAGAGCGGGAGUUCUUUCAACAACAGGUCAUUCGACCAAUUAUGUUUUAGCGAUAGAAAUACCUAGUCAGAAGUCUCAACAGCACUGGAUCAAAGGCGGUGUUGCUUUUCAUAAAUUAUUUUACUUGUAG